ACUGCAGGCCAUGAGAUAUCACAAGACAAAGUAUGUGUUCAACUUCCCAAUAGCUUGUAGCUGUUUGGAGGAUCGGAAUUUUCCACAUGGAAUAAUUAGAUUUAGAUGUGUCAUGUUUGACGCCGUGUCACAGCGCAAGCAAAAGCUGAGCCUUGUGUCAGUGGCACUUGUCAAAGGGAUGUCUUUGAGUUCUGUUUUACACAACUUCAACGACCUCGUUGUCAAAAACUCGCACAGCGAGGUUGUUGCCAGACAACACUGAAACUAUUAUCGCGGCACAUGGAACAGAACAUGAAUCGAUCUUGGCAGAAACGAAUCGGACCAGGCAUGUAGACAUAUUGUGUAUAAAACAGCCCUUGAAGGUAGACAUCUUGACUUGUUUUCAGUCAGUAGGUUGAUCAACAGGUUCGAAAACGAAACAUAUGGACGUUUUUACUUACACUACCAUCGCAGAUGUCUGAGAUUUGACACUCAGUUGAUCUUUCAAUCCUUUUCUGCGGGGAAGAAAUAUUGUUAAAGAUAUUCUUAGAUGAAGUAUCGCUAUCGCCACAAGGUGACAAAUCAAACAAUGGCGAUGACUAAAUAGGUUUGAUAUUUGGAGCGACGGAAGCACCAGCCAAUUAUUUUCCGCUUCGCGCGCGCGGUCUCUCAGUCGUACUGAAGCGAGUAGCAGACGAUAACUCUCUCAGCUGAUUCGGUUGUAUAUCUCAGUAUAAAGCCAGGAGGGGCUCUCGUCGGAUGAUGUCGGGGGCGCUGUAAAAAGUUGAAAAGUUUGAAUCAUCUCGCUGUGUAGAUGUUUGUUAGCUUGGCUGUGUUUCAUUUCCGCUGCGAGGUCGCUUGGUAACGGCGACAUUCCAUAGCAACCCGAGGUUUCAGCAUCUUGACCACACAUUCGGAGCGCGUCGACUGGUUGGUUGUUUUGAAAACUCUAUGAGAGGAAGUCUACAGGUUGGAAUCAUUACCACGCACGUUCAUUCUUAAUUCGCAGAUUUAAAUAAUUCCACAAACUGGCGCCGCAUCUACACGAAAACCAACUGUUUGCAACUUUUCCAAAUUUGAAACCUUCAAUGCAAAGACGUGUACGAGUUCCUUGAUCAUGUAUGUUUAUGUCGGAUUUCUGAUGUCAUUCCUUGGGACGGCGACGGUGACGAAUGUCCACGCCUUCAAUAUCGACACUCGUGAUCCGAAAUUUUUCUCCGGUCCUGAGGGAUCUUAUUUCGGGUACACAGUUGCGAUUCUCUCGGAGUACCUAGACUAUCACGGAUACCAAGAAAUGUGGAUGUUGAUAGGGGCUCCGUUAGCUGACGACGCAGACCUCCCUGAACUGGACCGCCCGGGGUGCUGUACAAGUGUUCCUGGGCCUACAACUCGUGUGAGAGAGUCCCGGUGGAUGAUACAGGAAAUAUCCGCCAGAUGGUGCCUAAAUGGAAGAACGUCACUCUGCACCAUAGUAAGAAUAAACAGUGGCUGGGUGCGACGUUAGACGUCAACAUGGACGGCGACAACCGAGUCGUGGUUUGUGCCCCGAGGUGGAGGGACAGGGAGUUUUUUGUUCAAGGUCAUGAGUUUAUGAACGGACUAUGUUACGAAGGCAAUAGUCAACUGGUGUUUAACGAAAGUAGUUCUUGGCCGGUGCUGGAGUCAUUCAGGAAGCAGAUUCAUACGCAUGGACACUACAUGUACGGCAUGGGGGCUAUGGGGUUUUCCGCGGAGUAUUCCAAGGACGGAGAGUUUCUAGUGAUGGGAUCUCCAGGGCUUAACGAUUGGACAGGUGGAGUUAUUCGUGUGAGCGGCGGACAUCACUCAAGACCAAAAAUAUUCGAACCAUCUCGAAGGAUAUUUAAUAAUUCUUACAUCGGUUACGCGAUAACGACGGCCCACCUCUCCUCUGACGCAGUUUUCAUCAUCGCAGGGGGUCCACGAGCAGAGAACAAAGGCAAGGUCUUUAUUUACGACUACAACUUCGACGUGAUGUUGGUGCUGGAGGGACAUCAGUUUGGCAGUUACUUCGGCGCAUCUCUAUGCGCAGCUGAUUUAAAUGGCGAUGGCCUUGAUGACCUUAUCGUUGGCGCGCCUUUAUUCUCAGAGGUCACGGAUGAAGGUCAAGUUUACGUCUACAUCAACAGAGAGUUUUUCAACCUGGAAUUGGAAGCCGAGCUGUCUGGGUCGAACACCCCCACCGCUCGGUUUGGGACGACUGUUGGCAACAUCGGUGACGUCAACAGAGACGGCUACCAGGAUAUCGCCGUGGGAGCGCCUUUUGAGGACGACGGCAGGGGCGUGGUGUACAUCUACAACGGGGCUAAGAGUGGACUACACAAGAAAUUCUCUCAGCGUGUCGCCGCCAGGGACCUCUCGUCACGUCUCUACAGCUUCGGCUGGAGCAUCUCCCGACCCGUCGACGUCGACAAGAAUCAAUAUGUCGACAUCCUCAUUGGAGCCUUCUCCUCAGACAGUGCUGUUCUUCUGCGCACACAACCUGUCAUAAACCUUCGGGUUACCAUGGAGAUAAGCCCACGUGUCAUCCGCCCGGAUGGACAAGCGAACUGCCUGUACAAGGGAGCCCCAGCUAUAUGUAUCACGGCGCGGAUCUGUGCUCAGUACGACGGCAUCAACGUCCCGGAGACGCUCGAGAUCGACGUCAUCCUGAAGGUGGACACGUUGGAGAGACACCGCAAUGUCAGAAGGAGGCUGUUCCUCAAGGACCCCGGAAGUAACCAGGAAGUGGAGUCAAUGAAGAUCCCCAUGAGGCUGUCAGCCGGACGAGCCAUGGACUGCAUGCCGGAGAUAGCAAUCUUUACACGGAAAAGUCGUGACGUCAUCACCCCGUUGCAGAUGGAACUGGAUCACUUGAUCAAACCGGGUACAACUGGUGUGGACCGCCAUUGUGAUAUAUGUGCUGUGCUCAACAUAUAUCACCCACAGACAUAUAGAAUACAGGCGAUGUAUGACAGAAGCUGUGGCUCCAACAACAUUUGCAACUCUGACAUCAACCUGAUGGCCGUGGCCAGGUACUCGCAGAACGACCGCUACCUCGUCAUGGACAGCUCGCCCGUGUUUGAGAUCGAGGUUGACCUCUAUAACACCGGCGAAACAGCGUAUCUUACAGUCGUGACCUUGACCUUCCCCGACACCAUCAGCUUCAGUCGGGUCCGUAGGAUCAUGGGAAAGAAUGAAGUCACGUGCCUUUCUCAGAACGAGGCUGACACUAUGAAUGGUACCGCAAGGAUAGAGUGUGACAUUGAGAAUCCUCUGGAGAGGAACGAAGAAGUCAUCUUCAGCAUCAGGUUCUACUCUCCUAUGUACCACCAUGACGACCUUGAGAACUACAACUUCACCGUCGUUGCGACGACAGCCAGCGUGGACGAGGAUUGGGAGAACAACCGGGUCAACGUCAUGGUGCCUGUGAGAAUGGAAAGCAAGAUCAAGAUAUCAGACGCCUCCCUGCCAACACAGAUGCUGUUCUCUCUUGACCCCAAGGUCACGGACCCUGAAUGGGAGUACGUCAAACACGUGUACGGCGUCAAGAACUACGGACCCAGCCUCUACCCUCGGGGACAGAUCGUCAUCCUCUUCCCUAUGUCUGCCUACAUCGCGUACGUCAAUCAUACGGUGGAUCCCCCAAUGAGCAGGUGCAGGUGGACGUACACUUCCAUCUCUUCCGGGGGAGUCAGGACAACAGCCGGACCCACGCUGUUCGCAGCCAAUGAGAGGGAGAGCUACCGUCCGGUCGAGCUGGUGUGCACAGAGAGCGGCUGCAUCAACAUCACCUGUCCUAUAAAGUCACUGCGGGUGGACGAACAGUUCUUCAUCACUAUCAACUACAAGGUCAAAGUGUCCAUUCUGAAAGACCUUGAGGUGAAGAGGGAGCUGCGCAUCAUCUCCAGUGCGGAACUGUUCGAGCCGUAUUCAGACAAGUUUAUAUCUCUCAGCAAGCACAGGAACGCUUCAGCCACGACAUAUAUAAAUGCGGAGAGGGUCGGUAAAAAAGGAUUCAAAAUCUGGAUUUUAGCCGUCAGCAUUGUCAGCGGCUUGCUGUUAUUGUACCUAGUGGGCAUCAUUCUCUGGAAGUGCGGAUUUUUCCGAAGAAGGAAACGAGAGGAGCUGCAAAAACUUAUCCAGUCGUCCGAGUCGGAAAAAGAGGCGUUGAACACGGUUAACCUUCCGGGUCAUGACCCCGUCAAUGACGUCAUGGUACUUCCGGCGAAUAACCACUUUCCCCCUCCGCACGAAGAUGUAAAUUUUAACAAUAAUCUGAAUAACCAUUGGCCGCCGCCUCAUCCUGCGUUCAGCAAUGACACGUACUUAGAACCAAUCAACAUGAAAUCAUAGGGGGCAGGCAUACGUCACUGUAUCCAUUCAUCUUGAAAUGUUCGUAGGUGCGAAACGGAGACCGUCCAAUCUUGAAGAGCUCGUCGGUUGGAUUGGAACUUAACUGCUUUUAAACGCUUCCGCGCAGUUAAACAAGAAAGGGACGAGUGCGAGUAAAGUGUAGAGUCAGGGAUUCCAAGAUGGAGUCCGUAUUUUUUCAUGACGUCAGAACCACGUGACUACUCUGCCAAUGACUUCACGACAAUCGUAAAGCUGAGGUGGCUUUUCAAGGUUUACUGUUACAAAAGAUUCAGAUGAAUUGUUUCUAAUCUGUGGAACUAAAUGCUCCGUUGGCAGUUGAAUGCAACAUAAGUGGGAAUAUGUGAGAAUCUAUGGCCACGAAAGUUUCCAUUCAGUUACAUUCAACGAAAUAUUUUUCAAUCGUUAUGACCAAUAAUUCAUGUCUUUAAAAAAUGUACUAACAAAAACACACAAAAAUAUAUUUUGAACAGACCAGAACCUCCUAUGCGGGGCGGGGCGGGGCGGUGGGGUA
Molecule: messenger RNA, 4864 nt
Organism: Haliotis rubra (blacklip abalone)
Lineage: Eukaryota; Metazoa; Mollusca; Gastropoda; Lepetellida; Haliotidae
Product: integrin alpha-4-like
Exons: 22
Coding region: 1414-4332 (972 amino acids)
Biological process (GO): cell-cell adhesion; integrin-mediated signaling pathway; cell adhesion mediated by integrin
Cellular component (GO): integrin complex; external side of plasma membrane
Molecular function (GO): integrin binding
Source: RefSeq, a predicted model, not a curated record